AUGCCGCCUCAACCUUCGGAUGUAGCUCAAUCCGUUAGAGCUGAUCAUGUUAUCUCUAGAGUCUUGUCUGUCCUGUCUCCCUUAGUCAGUCCAUCCCAGAACGAGAGUCUGCGAAAAGACCUCCUCACGCUUGCCAAUUCAGCCAUCGACGUUUGGAACAAUACUCAGAGCGGCGAGUUGAAAAUCACAGUAACUCCGUUGUUGGAACGCGAACACCGGAAAGAAUGGCGGUCCCAGCUUUUUGACCCGCUAGACCACGAUGAGAAGAAUCUUGACGUAAUCUCUAAGACCCAUCCCCGGAUCGUCACUCUUUUCCCACAGUCAUCGCUUGGGAAACGGCAAGGCCGGUCAAAUAUGACAAUGCUGUACCCGGAAGCUUUCCGCCACAGUCUGAUCAACAACUUCACACAAAAGAAAUGUGCAUUCAUCAUGGGACCGGACUGCUCGAGUUGUCUCCAUUGA
This is a messenger RNA of Pseudogymnoascus destructans, 462 nucleotides long. RefSeq lists its product as uncharacterized. Bases 1 to 462 code for a protein of 153 amino acids. Lineage: Eukaryota; Fungi; Ascomycota; Leotiomycetes; Thelebolales; Thelebolaceae. The transcript has a single exon. The record is from RefSeq and is a predicted model, not a curated record.